CCAAACGCAGGCCCGGCUAUUUUAAAAAGGCAAGGCUACGUACUAAUCACACGUCCGCUAUAGCCCAGACUGACCAGCUGCCGAGCGCAGCUACCUGAGUACCCGACCCGACCCUUCACCUUCAGCAGUUCAGCCUUCAGCUAGCGACCGUCAGAGAAGAUGGAGUCGCCGUCGCCGUCGUCGCUGAGCGCGCUGCGGCACAGGCUGAGGGCCACCGUGUGCUGCUGCUUCGGCCAGCAGGGCGCCGGCGGCGGCGGCCUGAGCGAGCGGAUGCGGUGGCGCCGCCGCGCGGGCGUCGGGGAGUUCCGCUACGACCCGCUCAGCUACGCGCUCAACUUCGACGAGGGCGACCUCGACGUCAACAGCGACGACGAAGAGGACGAGGACGAGGAUCUGGGAGCCCGCGCCCGCCGCGGCGACGGCCUGCUCUACCACAGCUUCUCGUCGCGGCUGUCCACGCCCGCGGCGGUCGUCGAGGUCGCGUAGACGUGUAGCGCCCGGCCCUGCUGGGACCGGAAGGUCCGAUGAGGAGGCCAUGGAUACGUGUGUUUGUUUGCUGCGAUUACGAGUUCUCUCUGCGCGUGCAGUCCGGAUGCUUUGCGUUCAUCGAUCAGUUUUUGGCUCUUGCAGAAUUCACACUAGUAGCAUAUGCGUCAGAUCAGAUCGAUGAAGAAUCAGUAUAGUUGUGUUAGUAGUCUGAUACAUGUAAAAACUUUAGCAUACGUGCUUGAUUCUUGAUUGUUAUAUACUACUAUCUGAUUUGGAGGGUUUUCCUACUUGUUUA
Molecule: messenger RNA, 784 nt
Organism: Sorghum bicolor (sorghum)
Lineage: Eukaryota; Viridiplantae; Streptophyta; Magnoliopsida; Poales; Poaceae
Exons: 1
Coding region: 160-486 (108 amino acids)
Source: RefSeq, a predicted model, not a curated record